This is a messenger RNA of Talaromyces atroroseus, 717 nucleotides long. RefSeq lists its product as hypothetical. NCBI's taxonomy places the organism in Eukaryota, Fungi, Ascomycota, Eurotiomycetes, Eurotiales, Trichocomaceae. Bases 1 to 717 code for a protein of 238 amino acids. The record is from RefSeq and is a predicted model, not a curated record. The transcript has a single exon. Gene Ontology annotation, molecular function: acyltransferase activity, transferring groups other than amino-acyl groups.
AUGUCUACCCCAAAAUACACAUACUCUUUCUUUCGCAUCAAAAAGGAUAGUCAAAUCGCGUUGUCCGCCCAAAAGUACAAACAACUCCGCCUCCUAGCGCUCUCCAUUGCACCGGGCUCCUUUUCAUCUACCUACCAGCUCGAAUCUACCCUCACCGAUAGCGAAUGGACUACACGUCUCGCUGCGAGCGGGAGCGAGACUUUCAUCUGCGCCGCAACCCCGCUUGAAGAUAACAACAAUAACAACAACAAUGAUACAUCCCACUCCCCAGCUUUAGAAGAGAGCAGCAUAUGGGUUGGUCAGUUGACAUUGCGCGGCCCACUAAGCCAGGAAGACUUCAUUUUACCCGAUGAAUCGGGACAGAAGAAUCCACCGGAGCACGGGGGAAAGGAACUAUGGCAGAUGCUGAGCCUGUUCACGCUCCCGGCCCAUCGUGGCCGCGGACUCGGAAAGAAGUUAUGCCAGGAGGCGUUGGAUUAUCUCUCCUUCUCUUAUCGAGGAGAUCCGCGUGAGUUCUGGGUGCGGCUGAUGGUCAAACCGGAGAACCAUGCUACGGUGCGCUUGUAUCGGAAUCUAGGGUUUGAGGUGUGUGGUAGGUGUACGCUUGCUGAGGCUUUGAUUGCAAAUGGCGAUAAGGAUCUCUUGCCGGAUGAUAUUAGCGGAGAGAAAUACAGUGCGAGGAGCGGGUUGAUAAUGAUAUUCACUGCUAAUCCCUAG